Molecule: messenger RNA, 1855 nt
Organism: Melitaea cinxia (Glanville fritillary)
Lineage: Eukaryota; Metazoa; Arthropoda; Insecta; Lepidoptera; Nymphalidae
Exons: 11
Coding region: 203-1795 (530 amino acids)
Source: RefSeq, a predicted model, not a curated record
ACAUGACGCGAACUAUACCACCUACUUUAUUUAGGUUUUUCCAAGUUAACUUUACCAAUUUCAUAACAUGAUAAAACAGUUACAAUAUACUUGUUUUUACCUGUAUACGAAGCCUCGUGCCGGCAUUUAGUCAUUUAAGUUUUCGUUUUCCUGCUGAGAUGUUGUUUUAGUCACUUUAUUUACGGCUUUGUACUUAAGUGAAAUGGAUAAUUUGCCAAAUUUUAAAAGUAUAUCGUGGUGUAAACCACACUGGGAAUUACCGAACAUUACAGAUCAAAAUAAGUCAUUGCUCCAACAAUGUACAAGUUUGUCGACAUUGAAUUUGUCAGAUGAUGUUGAUGAAAUCAUUGAAAAGAGCAAAGCAUUCCCGAUAGAAUUCCCAAUACAAACUGUUAGGUUGAUUAAUUUAAAAUCUCAAAGACCUAUUGAAAGACUAAGAAGGAAUGUAACAUCAACGUAUCCUGUCAUACAUGAGAGGGUUUUAAUUUUGAUGACUAAAUUUUUGGAAUAUAAAAGACUAUUUGGAUCAGUUAUUGAAAAAGCUCUAUAUGAAAAGAUGACAGUGCCAGAACUUAUAGACAGAAUAUUAAAAAAAAGAGCAGUAUGUUUUGUUGGACCAAGGGAUAAAUAUCUACUGCUCAGUGGCAAAAGAGGGGCAGAAGGCUGGGAAGAAAUUGGCACAACAGAGGAAAAACCACCUCUGAUAUUAGAGAAUUGUUUAAGUUACGAUGAAAUGAAACUAUCAUCAAUGGUAUAUGUGAGUGGAUACACUGAAUGCAUAAAUGACGGCUCAAGAUUCAAUAAAGGUAAAGUUGUAGACAAUUGUGAACAAGAAGCUAUUAUCAUUGGUUUAGUUGGCCCUCGCUUUCGUCGGCGCGGUAAAAUGGACUAUGAGGAUAUAAUAAUAAUAAAGCAACAAAAUUGUCCAGAAAAUGGUUAUGGCGAAGAGAGUAAAAGUUUUUUAAAAAUACCCAAUCAAGAAACUGACAACAGGCAAGCGGCCAAGUACGCUUUGAGGGAACUUUGGGCGGAAUUUUAUCAGGUUUGUAGUAAUUUGGAAGCUUUACAGUUUUUAUCAUUAUUAAAAAAAAAUAUAUGCAAAAACAAUGAUUACACACAAACAUUUGUAUAUUUACGGAAAGGCAAUCUUAAUAGUAUAUUUAAUAAUGAAGUAUAUUACAAACGGAUAUGUGUUAUUGCUGAAACAACUCUCAUAGAGGCCGAGCACAGAGCCAAGGAAUGUGGGAAGAAUGCAUUUGUUAAUGUCGUUGGAUGUGGUCUUGGGGUGUGGAUGGUAUCAAAACACCAGCCAGAUGUCUACGUUUUGACAUUUUUAGAAAGAAUCAAAUCAUUUCUUAGUAAUAACAUGUUAAAUCACGUCACUGAUAUUAACUUCGCGUAUAUAAAGGACACAUCUAACGUUGUUGGUAUGUUUCAAAAUUCGAAUGAAGUAACUAAAACAAGCGGAACAAUAUUUCUUAAAAGUGAAACGCAUCCUAAAGGUGGUAUAAAAGUGUCUAUGGAGAAUAGGGAACCGUCUGCUCGUUUGACAGGCGAGCAUGAAGGCAAGCUACUGGUGAUGACAUACCCAUGGGACAGCAACGCACAUCCGGGGAAUGAGUUCUGGUUUGGUAGCUUACACACAUCAGGUGAUCCUGCAGCAGCUUGUUCCACACAAGUGUCGGAGUUGCACAACGCACACAUCAACCCCGCAGUGAGUGCGUACAAUGUCCGAGUCGCUGGACGCAGUGGGCUGAAGACGCUCUCCGAGUACUGUCUCGCUCUCACUGCGUAGGAGUGAGCGAGACGGCACACAUCAUACAUAGCGUUAGCACUGCAUAUGACUGUUAUAUAG